Gigantopelta aegis is the source of this 600-nucleotide messenger RNA. RefSeq lists its product as uncharacterized. Bases 1 to 600 code for a protein of 199 amino acids. The record is from RefSeq and is a predicted model, not a curated record. The transcript has a single exon. Lineage: Eukaryota; Metazoa; Mollusca; Gastropoda; Neomphalida; Peltospiridae.
AUGAAGAUAACCGGAGGACUAACACGAGGCCGAGGAAUGGGUGAGACUGAGCGUAUACAGUGGUUGCUGUCUAUGCCUGCUUGUAUUGAUGUAAACAGUGCCAUGCAGGAGUUCACUGAUACAAAUUUUGUCACAAGUGAUCAACACAAAGACAUGACAGAUGCUAGGCUAAAGCGAGAUGACAAAGGCACCAAGCAACUUUUAGGGUUCAUACAAAAUCGAAACCCAUUUAGUCCUAAUGUAAGUCUUCGCAACAUUGUCUCUGGUAUUACUGCUGAUAAUACUGUGAAUGCUGAUGAUGCCACGGAUGAUGCCUCAGAAGAUGUGAAAUCAAUGGCUUGUUGUAAUGCCCUGGAUUAUACUUUGAGAAGAAAACAGGUUGACACUACGUGCCAAAAGUUAUCAGCUAGUGUUGAUGGUGAACCAAUCCAUGUGGAUCCUCAGUUGCUCUUCCAACGUUUAGUGACAGCUGCACGUGGUGUUACUGAACAUGUUGGGAACAUCUUCAAAUAUGAACUUUGUACUCUCCCAUCUUCUAUGUUUGAAGCAUUUGGGCUUCUUAGACAGGCUAAUAAAUCUGCUCUUGCUGCAGCAAUCUAA